AGGGCAUAUUCCCUUGUGGAUUCCAGUCAAGUGUCUACCUUCCUGAUUUCUAUUCUCCUCAUAGUCUACGGCAGUUUCAGGUCUCUCAACAUGGACUUUGAAAAUCAAGACAAAGAGAAAGACAGUAGCAGCACAGCUGGGUCUUUUAAUGGCAACAGCACCAAUAACAGUAUUCAAACCAUUGAUUCCACCCAGGCGUUGUUCCUGCCAAUUGGAGCAUCUGUGUCUCUCCUAGUUAUGUUCUUCUUCUUUGAUUCAGUUCAGGUUGUCUUCACAAUAUGCACAGCAGUCCUUGCCACAAUAGCUUUUGCUUUCCUUCUGCUCCCGAUGUGCCAGUACUUAACACGGCCUUGUUCACCUCAAAACAAGAUUUCCUUUGGCUGCUGUGGGCGUUUCACUGCUGCUGAGUUGCUCUCAUUCUCUCUGUCUGUGAUGCUUGUCCUUAUCUGGGUCCUAACUGGCCACUGGCUCCUUAUGGAUGCUCUGGCUAUGGGCCUGUGUGUUGCAAUGAUAGCCUUUGUUCGGCUGCCGAGCCUGAAGGUUUCCUGCUUGUUACUCUCUGGGUUACUAAUUUAUGAUGUCUUUUGGGUCUUUUUUUCUGCCUACAUUUUUAACAGCAAUGUUAUGGUGAAAGUGGCCACACAACCAGCUGAUAACCCCCUUGAUGUUUUAUCCCGGAAACUUCACCUGGGACCAAAUGUGGGUAGAGAUGUUCCCCGUCUGUCGCUGCCUGGUAAACUUGUAUUUCCAAGUUCCACAGGCAGCCACUUCUCUAUGCUAGGAAUUGGAGAUAUUGUGAUGCCAGGUCUUCUGCUCUGCUUUGUCCUGCGUUAUGAUAACUACAAAAAGCAAGCCAACAGUGAUUCCUGUGGUGCCCCAGGACCAGGGAACAUCUCUGGACGGAUGCAGAAGGUCUCUUACUUUCACUGCACACUUAUUGGAUAUUUUGUAGGUCUAUUAACAGCAACAGUAGCUUCUCGUAUUCACCGGGCAGCCCAGCCUGCCCUACUCUAUUUGGUACCAUUUACUUUAUUGCCGCUCCUCACCAUGGCCUAUUUAAAGGGUGACCUACGUCGCAUGUGGUCUGAGCCUUUCCACUCUAAGUCCAGCAGCUCCCGUUUCCUGGAAGUAUGAUGGAACAGAUAGAAAGUGACCUGAACUUCUGCCUUGGUCCUUUUCACUUUAACUUGUGGCUUUGUUGUCUCCUAAAGCUGGACUGGCUGGUACUUGGGAAGGUACCAGUUAUGGGACUUGUAUGAAAGGACUUAGUAUGAAAAGGAGGAGAAGGAAAAAAGCUAAGAUCUUGGAGCUCUGUGUGACUCCGUGUCUCCCUGCAGAUGUGGAAUUGGGGACCCUUUGUGCAACUGCAGUCACUUUCCUCUUUUCCUCACUCGGAUGGAUUAGUACCAGACUAUUACCUUUGUGAGAGAGGAAGAGACAGACUUGAAACUGAAAACGGCUUGAAGUCGUUCAAAAACUUAUGAACACUAAAAGAAUAAACGGUUAAGCAAACUGAAGCUUCUUCAGAGAACCCCUUGUGGACAUUGGGACCAGUUUCCUGCUGGACUUCAGUUUUGAAAAGAACUGAGACAGAAGGUCUUCUGUCACAAUAUUGGGUUUUUUUGAUUUAUUAAAUAUUUCCUGUGGUGUGAGGUUACUUAUUAA
Molecule: messenger RNA, 1665 nt
Organism: Chaetura pelagica (chimney swift)
Lineage: Eukaryota; Metazoa; Chordata; Aves; Apodiformes; Apodidae
Gene: SPPL3
Product: signal peptide peptidase like 3
Exons: 10
Biological process (GO): membrane protein proteolysis
Cellular component (GO): cytoplasmic side of endoplasmic reticulum membrane; Golgi-associated vesicle membrane; lumenal side of endoplasmic reticulum membrane
Molecular function (GO): aspartic endopeptidase activity, intramembrane cleaving
Source: RefSeq, a predicted model, not a curated record